Molecule: messenger RNA, 3721 nt
Organism: Labeo rohita (rohu)
Lineage: Eukaryota; Metazoa; Chordata; Actinopteri; Cypriniformes; Cyprinidae
Gene: nfe2l2b
Product: nfe2 like bZIP transcription factor 2b
Exons: 4
Coding region: 115-1737 (540 amino acids)
Biological process (GO): cellular response to oxidative stress; regulation of transcription by RNA polymerase II
Cellular component (GO): nucleus
Molecular function (GO): RNA polymerase II cis-regulatory region sequence-specific DNA binding; DNA-binding transcription factor activity, RNA polymerase II-specific
Source: RefSeq, a predicted model, not a curated record
GUGGGCGAGUCCUAUCUGUAUUUGGGUUGUUACGCGUGUCGUCAGAUUUGAUUCAGAAAUAUGCUUUGCUGACGGUUGUGUUAGUCCUCCAUCAGACAAGUCUUUCAACAUCAAAUGAAAAACAUGGACGAACCUUCUGCUCAGUUUCAACAUGAGGAUUUGAUUGAUAUAUUAUGGAGGCAAGAUGUUGAUUUGGGGGUGGAGCGGGAGAUAUUUGAUGGAUGUCUUCGGCAAAGGGAGGAGGAGACCACGAGAGCAAGAAAAAGAGAGUUAAAAAGAGAGCGAGAGCUUGAAAGGAUAAUGCAAAGGUUACAGAAACUAGACAAGGAAACUGGAGAGUUUUUGCCUAGUCCUUCAACUGUGAACUCCCACGCUGUGCCAGAGACAUUGCAUUCUACUGUGUUUACUCAGUGUUCACCUGUUACCCAGAAUCCUCUACUGUCUGCACUGCUAUUUUCUCAGAAGUCUCAGAAGCCUCCCUCUCAAGAGCAGGCUUUCAGUGAACUGCUGUCACUGCCAGACUUAGAGUAUUAUUUAGAUGUCUUGGAGUCUGAAGGCUCAAGUUUGCCCUUAGAGGACAUCACCGAAAUAUGCCAAAACAACCUGCCUGAGCCACAGAGGGAAAACUCAACAGAUGCAUUAUGUGGUGUCACACAAACAAUAUCAGACUCUUUUGAGGUUGCUCAGCCACUGUCAUCCAUACCCUCUGAUCCAGAGAUCCUGGAAAAAUUCAAACAGACGUUCUCAGAUCCAGGAAAUCCUACACCUUCACCUUCAAACUCAAUUUACAGCUGCAGUACCCCUGAGAAUCAAGUGAUUUUACCUAAAUGCCAAAUAAACUCAAGCGAUUCAUCCCUUAGUGAAUUCUGUCCAUAUACCAUCAAUACCACUGAACAAUUAAAUAGUGUACCCGAAAGGGAAGCUCCACAAGCACUUUCACAAUUUGAGGAGCGCCACGUUUUCCUGGGCUUUGAUGACUCUGCUUCUGUUGGCUCUGUGGAUUUAGAGACAUCGCUCUAUGCUGCUGACAAUCUGAGUAAUGGCCAAUCAGACAAGGACGAGCUGGAGAGCAUCCAAUCAGAUUACACCGAUCUGCUGCCUUUACCUCUGCACUCUGAGGCUGUAGAAGCAACACUGUAUGAAACUGUUACAUACGCACAACACCAAACUCUGAAUGAAUCAACGCCUAAAUAUUCACAAACAGGAUCUCAGGCAAAUCCCUCAACCACAAGCAGAGCUGCAGGUGUUCGGCGCUUGUGCCGUGAUGAACAGCGGGCCCGAGCGAUGAGUUUGCCACUUAGUGUGUAUGACAUCAUCAACCUGCCUGUGGAAGCAUUUAAUGAAGCCAUCAGCUCUUGCAAACUCAACCAUGCUCAACAUACCCUCAUCAGAGACAUUCGGAGACGUGGUAAAAACAAGAUGGCAGCCCAGAGCUGUCGCAAACGCAAGAUGGAUAGUCUCAUUGAUCUCGAAGAAGAGAUUGAGGAUCUGAAGAGGGAGAAGGAGCAAAUCAAGGAAGAGAACGAGAGGAACGCUAGAGAACUUCAUGAGACCAAAGAGAAGCUCAGGAAACUCUACAAUGAGGUGUUCAGACAGCUGAGAGAUGAACAUGGAAGCUUGUACAACCCCAAAGAGUACAAACUACAGCACAGCUCUGACGGCACGGUUUACCUGCUGCCACGUAGCACAGCCAACACGACAAAUACACCAACAGAGGAAUUACCUGUUGAUUUAUAACACACCUGAAGCACAACAAAGCUCUUUUGGUGUUUGUAACUUGACACACCAGGGAUGUUGUGUUCUUGAGGAAUCAUUGGCCCUGUUUGUGUCUGGCAUUCCUACUGAUUUUGUCAAACAAGGUUGGUUGAGUGACAAUUCAUCCAGUUAAAUCAGCAUCAUCCCCCAGUAGUAGUUUUUAGUUGCGGUAAAGCUACUGUCUACUUGAAUAGGGAAAGACUGAAAUCAAAUUGUUGUCAAUGUUACACUAAAAUGACAAUACAAUCUGACAACUAUGGUAUUAUAUAUUUACAUCUACAAUAACUGUUUUUCAACAUGUUUUAAAAUGUAAUUUAUUAGUAAUGGCACGGCUGAAUUUUCAACAGCCAUAACUCCAGUCUUAAGGGUUACAUUAUCAAUCAGAAUCACUCUAAAAGACCUGUUCACACCAAGGAUGAUAACUAAUAAAGAUAACGAUGAAGAUAUAGUUCUAAAAACAGUUUUAAAUAUUAACGAAUAGCAGAGUUCACACUACAGCUAUCCACCUUUUUCUUCAACAUGGAAGUAAACCUGUGGGUGAGACUUCCGGUUCAUUAUCCACUACAGAGUGUUUUCACAACGCAUCAUUAAUCGGCCAUAUUGGCGGCACUAAACAAAAACAAUGCCACUGAACAUCCAUGUUUGUUCUUAUAUUGGGCUAAAAUAUUAUGCAUAAUACUACGCAUCUCUAGCACUUGUUAACUUUAUUUUGUCAAAAUAUUGUGCCCUUUCCUGCUUACUAAGUCCUUUUCUAUAUGCUUCCCCGCAUAAUUUAGCAGAACAACGUAUUCAGUAGUACAGUAACCAUGCAAUCCAUGCUGUUGUUUACAUCCAAGUAUCGCAUCCAGGUAACUGACCAAAUUGUGAUGUAAGUCCAAACCCUCUAUCCACCGUUUUCUUCGACGUGGAAGUAAGCUUGUGGGUGAGACUUUCGGUUCAUUAGCCGCUGUAGGGAAAUAACGAGAAGAAUAGCAGCAUGGAGUAAACGGUAAAACCGUUUGCACUACAAACCAGUGUGUUCAUUGUGACACCAGUUUGCAAUAUCAAGCAGCAAAACAAGCUGUUUUACGGCUAAAAUUAGCAGGACGUGGAUGAGACCGGAAGCCAGACCGAUAAAAAUUACAAAUGGCCGCGCCCACUCUUCAGAGAAGAAAAAGGUGGAUAACGAUAAAGGCACAGAAAAACGAUAUUGGAAUCACCUUUAAAACGAUUUUUUCCAGCUGAUGAAUGAUAAAAAUACUGACACCCAAUCAGAAUCAAUCCUGAUGUGAUGAACUCCAGAAUUUAAAGCUAAUAUAGUUAUUUUUACAGUUAUCAUUCUAGGUGUGAACUGGGCUUAAUAUGCUGAUUUGGAAACAUACAAUUGUUAAACGUUGAAAACAGUUGUGCUGCUUCAUAUUUUUAUAAAAACACUGAUACUUUUUUUCAGACUUCUUAGAUGAGUAUAAAGUUUAAAUAGAUGUUUUGUAACCAUGUAAAGGUCUUUACUGUCACUUUUGAUCAAUAUAAUUUAUCCUUGUUUAAUAAUCCCAAAUUUCCUAACAUUUUUGAACAGUACAGUAUACUCUGUAUAGAAACUAUAGGCCUAUAUGUGUCUAGACACAUGUAUAUCCACCUCUCACAAGAAGUACUACCCUUAUGGGCCGAGUUUGGCAAAGUGCAAAGAUUAUUUAUUGACCACUUUAGCAUUUUACAGAUUAUGUAAUGAGAUUAUGAAUAAACUGAAUAUCCAUGCUAUGUAGUUGGAAAAUGUCUAAGAUGCAUUGGAGAGCUGUCUAAGAUGCAUAUUCAGAUGGAAGAUAUGAUGCAUGUGCUGUUUAUCUGAAACAGACAGAUGUUUUAUGAGUACUUGUGUGUUCUAAUUAAUAUGCAAGUUUAUUUUGUAUUCUAAUACUCUGAGAUUGUCAUGUAGUUCCAAUAUAUUUAAAUUCAAUAAAAAAUGAUGAAAAGCUAAAUACAAUGACAA